UUUCAGAGCCGCCAAGCUGGAGCUGGAACUGGAGCUCCCCGGGGCCGUGGCCCCGACGACUGGACAGCGGCUCCUGCAGGACGCCGGGGUCCCAGCGACGCGCAGCGAGCGGGAGGCGGCCGGGCGCGGCGGCAGAACCCGGGGCGUGCUGCUCUGGCUCACCACGCUGGUCCUGUACGCCUCCUUCGUGGGGCUGGGAAUAAGCGUUGCUAUCCUCGGCCCUACAUUUCAAGAUUUGGCAACAAAUGUGAAUCGAAAUAUCAGCAAUCUUUCUAUCAUCUUUGUGGGCCGCGCCUCUGGAUUUUUAUGUGGCACUAUGAUUGGUGGAGUUCUCCUUGACUAUAUGAAUCCUUUUUUACUUUUGGGUGUAUCAAUGUUGGCUACUGCAGUUGGGUUGUAUUUCAUUCCUUUGUGCAAGAAGGCAUUUUUACUGAUUAUCAUGAUGGCUGUGUUUGGUGCUUCAGUUGGUGUUGUGGAUACAGGUGGGAACGUUCUCAUCUUGGCUCUUUGGGGGGACAAAGGAGCCCCACACAUGCAGGCCUUGCACUUCAGUUUCGCCUUGGGCGCCUUUCUGGCUCCCCUGCUGGCUAAGUUGGCCUGGGGUACAGCAGCAUCUGCUCAGAACCACACCGAGUCCGACUUUAACUCUCUAGUGCUGAACCGAUCCUCCAAAGCCGCCUCAGACUCUGUGUUCGCGGUACCCGAUGACAUGAAUCUGCUGUGGGCAUAUGCUUCUAUUGGCACCUACGUUUUAGUAGUCUCUGUCUUUCUGUUUGGUCUGUUUUGUAAGAAACAUUCAAGGAAGGAAAAGUCCGCAGCAUCUGCUCAGGGGGCUCGAAGGGCUAAGUAUCACUGGGCCCUGCUGUGCCUCCUCUUCCUCUUCUUCUUCUUCUAUGUGGGAGCCGAGGUGACCUAUGGCUCUUACGUAUUCUCCUUCGCCACCACCCACGUCGGCAUGGAAGAGAGCGAGGCAGCUGGCUUGAACUCCAUCUUCUGGGGGACCUUUGCAGCCUGCAGGGGCCUGGCCAUCAUUUUUGCAACGGUCUUACGGCCUGGAACCAUGAUCGUUCUGAGCAACAUAGGCAGCCUGGCCUCGUCUUUCUUUCUGGUGCUUUUUGAUAAGAAUCCUCUCUGUCUCUGGAUCGCAACUUCUGUAUAUGGAGCCUCAAUGGCAACCACGUUUCCCAGCGGCAUCUCCUGGAUUGAGCAGUACACCACCUUAACUGGGAAAUCUGCAGCAUUCUUUGUAAUUGGCGCUUCCCUGGGAGAAAUGGCCAUUCCUGCAGUCAUCGGAAUUCUUCAGGAACACUACCCGGAUCUGCCAGUGAUUCUGUACAUAUGUCUGGGCUCAGCCAUAUUCACAGCUGUUCUAUUUCCUGUGAUGUAUAAAUUGGCCACCUUACCCCUGCAACGCCAGAGCAAAGGAAGGAAGAAUGAGGACUAGAAAGCCUUGCUCUCCAGCUCUGAGCAGCAUAAAUGGAAACAUGCAGGAAACUGGAAUGGAAUGGAUUCUGAAGUAGUUGACAUGAACAAUACAAGGAAUUCUGUAAUAGAGUACUCUAAAAACAUUCUGAUUUGAUACAGCUCACAGCCAACACCUCUAAGGCAAUUCCCAAAUGCCUCUAAGUUUGGGCCCUCUCCAGUUACUAGAGGCAACUCCCUUGUGAUACACCAGGAGAAAAUGGACAAACAUUUGGAAAAGACGAAUUGUUUAAUAAAUGCAUAGUUGCUACUCUUGAGGAAGCCGGGCUAGGUGAAGCCGUAGCAGGUUAUCAGCAAUUCCUAGAGAUAAGGUUUCCACAUAUAACUGCUAAGAUGUUUUGACAUGUUCUGGAAUUUUCAGAGUCUUCUAUAAUGUACUAGGCUGUAAUGAACAUUUUUAGAAAUGCCUUUUAGACAUGUAAAACUAGUUUAGUCAGGAUUCCCACUAUGCCUAAGGCUGCAUGUGAUAACCAGAACCCAGUGACAUCACUUAAGAUAGUCAGACACAGUCCUAGGACCCUGUGGCGCUCACUGGACAUUAUAUAAACAGAGACGAAGAGCUAUGCUCGUCCUGCAUGACUAGAGAGAUGUCACCUUGACCUUCCCUGUGGCUGCACAGUGUCCCCCAGGAUGCUGACCGUCAAACCAGAGACAACUGUUAGAGACUGGACCUGCCCUUCAGCUAAGAUACACUGCACAGGUUAGCAGCCUAGGGGAAAUAGGAUUAGGACCAUAGUUAGGAACUUAGUGCGUGAACACUGUGUGAAGACACUCUGCAUAAUAAAAUAUAACUUCUGUUAUACU
Molecule: messenger RNA, 2286 nt
Organism: Arvicanthis niloticus (Nile rat)
Lineage: Eukaryota; Metazoa; Chordata; Mammalia; Rodentia; Muridae
Product: sodium-dependent glucose transporter 1B
Molecular function (GO): D-glucose transmembrane transporter activity
Source: RefSeq, a predicted model, not a curated record